AUGCAGAUCUUCGUCAAGACCCUCACCGGCAAGACCAUCACCCUCGAGGUCGAGUCCUCGGACACCAUUGACAACGUCAAGGCCAAGAUUCAGGACAAGGAAGGCAUCCCGCCAGACCAGCAGCGGUUGAUUUUCGCCGGGAAGCAGUUGGAGGAUGGCCGGACACUCUCGGACUACAACAUCCAGAAGGAGUCUACCCUCCACUUGGUGCUCCGUCUCCGAGGUGGUAUGCAGAUCUUUGUCAAGACUCUCACUGGCAAGACUAUCACUCUCGAGGUCGAGUCAUCCGACAUGAUCGACAAUGUCAAGGCGAAGAUCCAGGACAAAGAGGGGAUCCCCCCAGACCAGCAGCGGUUGAUUUUCGCCGGGAAGCAGCUCGAGGAUGGGCGGACCCUUUCGGACUACAACAUCCAGAAGGAGUCAACUCUCCACUUGGUCCUCCGUCUGCGCGGUGGUAUGCAGAUCUUCGUCAAGACCUUGACCGGCAAGACCAUCACCCUCGAGGUUGAGUCCUCCGACACCAUCGACAAUGUCAAGGCCAAAAUCCAGGACAAGGAGGGUAUUCCCCCAGACCAGCAGCGAUUGAUUUUCGCCGGAAAGCAGCUUGAGGAUGGCCGAACUCUGUCUGACUACAAUAUCCAGAAAGAGUCCACCCUUCACCUUGUCCUCCGCCUCCGAGGAGGUAUGCAAAUCUUCGUCAAAACCCUCACCGGCAAGACGAUCACUCUCGAGGUUGAAUCCUCCGACACUAUCGACAAUGUCAAGGCGAAAAUCCAGGACAAGGAGGGCAUCCCGCCAGACCAGCAGCGACUCAUCUUUGCCGGUAAACAGCUCGAGGAUGGCCGCACCCUUUCGGACUACAACAUCCAGAAGGAGUCUACCCUGCACCUCGUUCUUCGUCUGAGGGGAGGUAUGCAGAUCUUCGUCAAGACGUUGACGGGGAAGACGAUUACACUCGAGGUGGAGAGCAGUGACACCAUCGACAACGUGAAGGCGAAGAUCCAGGACAAGGAGGGCAUCCCGCCAGACCAGCAACGCCUUAUCUUCGCUGGCAAGCAGCUCGAGGACGGCCGGACUCUGUCGGACUACAACAUCCAAAAGGAGUCGACUCUCCACUUGGUCCUUCGUCUGCGUGGUGGUAUGCAGAUCUUCGUCAAGACCUUGACCGGCAAGACUAUCACCCUCGAGGUUGAGUCGUCCGACACUAUCGACAACGUCAAGGCCAAGAUCCAGGACAAGGAGGGUAUUCCCCCAGACCAGCAGCGUCUGAUUUUCGCCGGAAAGCAGCUGGAGGACGGGCGGACCCUGAGCGACUACAACAUCCAGAAGGAGUCUACGCUCCACUUGGUGUUGCGUCUGCGUGGAGGUCAGUAG
Molecule: messenger RNA, 1374 nt
Organism: Dioszegia hungarica
Lineage: Eukaryota; Fungi; Basidiomycota; Tremellomycetes; Tremellales; Bulleribasidiaceae
Product: ATP-dependent protein binding protein
Exons: 8
Coding region: 1-1374 (457 amino acids)
Biological process (GO): modification-dependent protein catabolic process; protein ubiquitination
Cellular component (GO): cytoplasm; nucleus
Molecular function (GO): protein tag activity; ubiquitin protein ligase binding
Source: RefSeq, a predicted model, not a curated record